Messenger RNA from Juglans regia (Persian walnut), 1515 nucleotides. RefSeq names its product phosphopantothenoylcysteine decarboxylase subunit VHS3-like. Gene Ontology annotation, molecular function: zinc ion binding. NCBI's taxonomy places the organism in Eukaryota, Viridiplantae, Streptophyta, Magnoliopsida, Fagales, Juglandaceae. The transcript is spliced from 3 exons. The record is from RefSeq and is a predicted model, not a curated record. The coding region runs from base 305 to 817 and encodes 170 amino acids.
ACAAAAACUGAGAGUAUCCCGAAGAGAGAGUACAAGACAUACUCAAGAGAAUCUCCUUUUUUAUUCAUUUGUUACAGCAUCAUUAAAGUUUACGAUUCAUUAGAGAAAGUAUAAAAUGCCUAUCAGUGCCUGGAUUUAAGUAUAAACAGUAGCAAGUUGUCCAGCACCAGUUUGACGAUUACAAAAAAAUAAUCAUUUUUUUUUAUAGUAACAACAGGUCAGAGAAAGAAAAGCAGGCCAGGGAAUAAGCAUAAGAUGUGAUCAGAGGUUCAAGAUCUGGUACCAUUUCUUUGAGAUUGAGAAAAUGAAGAAGUGCGAUCUCUGUGACUCUCCAGCCAAUAUUUACUGCGACUCUGAUCAGGCUAGCCUUUGUUGGAACUGUGAUGCUCAGGUUCAUGGUGCAAACUUCCUGGUGGCUAAGCAUUCCAGAACCCUUCUUUGCCAUGUUUGUCAGUCUUUUACGCCCUGGAAUGGCUCCGGCCCCAAGCUUGGUCCUACCAUUUCUGCCUGUGAAAGUUGCGUCAAUAGCAAUGCUCAAAACGAGGCAGGAAAUGAAGGAAACAACCGUGAUAAUGAUCAUGGCGAUGCUGGUGGUGGUGGUGGUGAUGAUGAUCGACCCCAUAGAGAAGCUAACACUGAGGAAGAUGACGAUGACGAUGAUCACGAUGAUGACGACGACGACGACGACGAUCAUGGUCAUAGGGAUGAGGAUCAAGGAGGUGUUUAUGAAGACGAUGAAGAAAAUCAAGUAGUCCCAUUAUCUUCUACGCCGCCUCCCCCAGCCUCAAGUUCUGCCACGAGAAGAGGGCUUUCCUGAUACAAGAACCCCAUUUUCAUGGGAGAGUACCAGUUAGAAUGCAGAGUUUUAAAAAUAAUAUUAAUCUCUGGACAGAUGCAGUAUUCAAAAGUAGAAUGAUCAAAGGAUGCCGGUUCUCUCAGCUAAGCCUUAGAAUCGCAAAAGAACUGUGACAAAGCAGAUUUGGGAAUGCUGAAGCAAGGAAAGACAAAGAGGAGGAGGGUUCCUGAAGAUAUAAAAGCAUGGUUGCCAAGACUGGAUGUUUCAUUUCUUGAUGGCUUUUUUUACCUGCCUCGUCUAGCCCUUCAACCUGAUUUCAGGCAACCUUUACUCCCUUCAAUUGAGUCAAUGACCCACACAAACCAGAUAACAAAACUCAAACUCUAUAAGGAGGGUAUAUUAGAGUUUUGUUGUUCCACUGCUUUUUCAAAAUCAUUUGGCAGAGAAUAAGCAGAGUCUGCACAGAUGGGUGCAGGCAUAUUGUUUUCACCCUUUUACAUGUAAAAAGUGAAAGAGUUUUAAUUGGAAAUUAGGCUAUUGGGUUUUUCUUUUUAAUUUUCCGAGUAUUUAAACUAGUGAUUCACUGUGCAGACGAAGUGUAUGGCAUGAAGGGAAGUUCAUCAUACUAGGGUUAAAAUUUUAGUUAUUUCUAAGAAAACACUUGGUGAUCUUGUAUUGGAGGGUAUGGUGUCUUAAACAAAUGUAUUGGAAUUGUAGUU